Chaetomium globosum CBS 148.51 is the source of this 2481-nucleotide messenger RNA. RefSeq lists its product as uncharacterized. The record is from RefSeq and is a predicted model, not a curated record. The transcript has 9 exons. Gene Ontology annotation, molecular function: oxidoreductase activity; FAD binding. The coding region runs from base 1 to 2481 and encodes 826 amino acids. Lineage: Eukaryota; Fungi; Ascomycota; Sordariomycetes; Sordariales; Chaetomiaceae.
AUGACAUCGCCAACCAAAGCAUCAGGGCUCUCCCUCGCGGGAGGACUCCUCUUCAUCCUCCUCCGCUGCUACGCCCUAGCCGCCCGUCGCGGCAUCUCCCUCCAACACUGGGAAACUUGCGCCUUCUUCCGCUUCGCUCUCCUGUACCUCACCCCGCAGCAAAUCCAAUUCCUCACCCCAUCCACCCAGCAAAACUACACCACCUGGCUCACCACCCGCCAAUCCCGCGCCGCCGCCCAACUCACCAAAACCCCCACCACCACCACCACCACCACCACCACCAACCCCAAAACCGCCGAAGCCGCCUUCCUCGCCUCGCGCCUCCACCUCGACACGGAACCCCUCCCCGACGGCGCCUCCUCCCUCCUCUGGAUCGGCGACCGCCACCGAGCCACCAAAUUCGUCUACUUCCUGCACGGCGGCGGCUACAUCGCGCCCGGCCGCCGCGGGCACAUGGAGUGGUGCGCCCGCGCCUACCUGCUCGCGUCGCCCGCCGUUGCGGCCCGUGGUGGUGGUGAGGAGGAGGAGGUUGCGGUCGCCGUGCUGCAGUACUCGCUCGCGCCGGCGGCCAAGUAUCCGACCCAGCUGCGGCAGGCCGUGGAUGGGGCUAUGGAGGCGAUUGUGGUGGAUGUUUUGGAAGGGGUGGAGGAGUAUAAGGUCGAGGUGAGGGAGAAGAAGGGGUGGGUGGCGCCUAUGGAUUUGGAGGAUGUUGAGGGGUGGUUUAGGGGGCUGGACCGUGUGACUAAGGCGGUGUAUGUUACGGCGGGUGAGCAGGAGAUUUUGCUGGAUGAGGGGGUUGCCUUCGCGGAUGCGGUGCGAAGAGGGAACCCGGGGAUUGCUGUGAAGUUGGAAGUGACGAAGCAUGAGGCACACGACUGGAUCUUGUUUGAAGGCGAGAAGGCACUCGAUGGCGAUGCAACGCAGAGGAUGCGGGCUUGGUUUAGGGCUCCCCCAGCCUCUCCCAACUCACCCUUCGCGGUCUCGAUCAAAAUGACUCUGUUCUCUUCCCUAACAUCUUGUUUUCGGCGUAUCAUUAAGCGAAAUGCGCCAUUCUCUCCGCUACAUGCAUCCCUGAUUGCCAUCUGCGGCGAGGACGAUGUUGCCGUUCCUGGCCAUGUGUCGUAUGAUGACUGGGCAAGGCCGUACAACUGCGACGAAUCCGUGGCGGUCGCGCCGGUGGCCAUCACUCGGCCCGCCAACGCACCAGAAGUUGCCGAGAUUGUCAAAUAUGCUAAAGCAAAUGACUACAAGAUUCAGGCGAAAUCUGGCGGGCAUUCAUAUGCGAACUUUGGUCUCGGUGGUCCAGGCGCCAGAAACGUCAUAGUAGUAGACCUUACCCUACUUCGCUCCGUACAUGUCGACAAGACUACGUGGAAUGCCCACCUCGGUUCGGGCUGUCUCCUCGGGGAUGUCACGACCCAGCUGCACGAGCUGGGAGGACGUGCCUUUGCCCAUGGAGUCUGCCCUGGCGUAGGCAUCGGCGGCCAUGCCACAAUUGGGGGAUUGGGCCCCAUGUCCCGGAUGUGGGGAUCGUGUCUCGACCAUGUCAUCGAGGUAGAGGCCGUUACGGCAGAUGGGACUAUCUGUCGCGCCAACGAAAAGGAGAACGCAGACCUUUUUUGGGGUAUCCGAGGUGCUGGAGCUAGCCUGGCAAUUGUGACCGAGUUCGUCGUACGUACACAUCCGGAACCGGCUACUAUUGUCCAGUACUCGUAUACUUUUGCCUUUGGCGAGCACAACAUGGCGCACGUCUUCAAGGCAUGGCUGGACCUUGCCUACGACCCUGACCUGGAUCGUCGGCUAGGUACCCUCUUCAUUAUCACCGGGCUCGGAACCGUUAUUGAGGCUAUUUACUACGGCACUACAGAAGAAUACGAGAAGAGCGGCAUCUCUAAACGCCUGCCACAGCCGUCAGCUACGACCAUUGUUCUCGAGGGGUGGCUGGGCCAUCUGGUACAAGUCGCCGCCACGGAGGGCCUCAAGGCGAGCAAUCUCUCGAUGCCUUUCUAUGGCAAGAGCCUGGGCUUUCGCCAACAGGACAGAAUCACCGACGAGGCGGUGGACAAGAUGUUCCAGUUCAUCUCCGAUGCGCCGAAGGGCCACCCAGAGGCAUACUUCAUCAUCUUCUCGGCCCAAGGCGGCGCCACCAAUGACAUGCCCUCGGAUGCGACGGCCUACGCCCACCGUGACAAGAUCAUGUUCUACGAGAGCUACGCCAUUAACAUCCCCUCGAUCAACGCGGAUAACAGAGCAUUUAUCUCAGGGUUCCAUAGCCUCAUGAUGGAGUCGUUAUCUACGCCGACGCUGGUCUCGACCACGUAUCCCGGGUAUGUUGACCUCGAUCUAGGGACCGGAGCUGUUUCCGGUCCCGCGUAUUGGGGUGACAACUAUCCUGCGCUGCGGCUCACGAAGUCCAAAUGGGAUCCGAGCGAGCUCUUCUACAAUGCGCAGACUGUUCGUCCCGUCGAUCCGGAUGUUUAG